Molecule: messenger RNA, 2103 nt
Organism: Carlito syrichta (Philippine tarsier)
Lineage: Eukaryota; Metazoa; Chordata; Mammalia; Primates; Tarsiidae
Product: spermatogenesis-associated protein 31A3-like
Exons: 4
Source: RefSeq, a predicted model, not a curated record
AGUCCACCGGGGACCAGGGGAAGGCUCAGGAGCAGGAAGAAGAACCGAGCUCUGAAAGCCCGUGGAGACCGCCUGGGGGAACUGGAGGGAGUCGAGGACCUGGUCUCCCUUCGGCAGAGCCACCUGGGGAUGCCCCCUGACAAGGACAGCUUUCAUCGACUCUCACACAGAUACCCGCUAGAAAGCUUCACAGCUCCAUACCUGCUGGACCCCAUCAUGACUCUCUCUCACUUUGACACAUACAAGUGUGUGUCGGCUUCACCCAUUCUGGCCAUCUCAGACCUCGGUCGUUCAAGCAGUCCCCUCUCUGCCCCCUCCUGGUGGCAGGUGGCUGCCAGAACCCGGUGCCUCUCCAUCUUGUCAGUUUGUAAGUCCCGGCAAGAACAUCUCUCCCGCCACCCACCCGAGGCCUCGUUCAGGAGAGACCCCAUAAACAGGCAGAUGGAGGCUGGCAGCCUCUUUUUGCUCAGCUCUGACGACCAGAAGCUCGUUAAGAUACAAGUCUCACAGACAGUGAAGAUCAAGAUUUGGCAGGAAAAGGAAAAAGAUGGCUCCUCUCCAGAGCAAAUGAGCCCGGAGCACCACCUGAGUGCUCUGUGGCAUGUGCUAAAGUUGCUGGGCGCUGAGGAGGACACCACAAGCCCCCAACCCUUCUGGCUCUUGGAAAACAAAUCAGAACAGCUGCCUGGACCUCCGAAAUUCCCAGAUCCCAACAUCUUUGGGGACCAUUUUCAGAAGAAAUAUGGCCAGCUUUUCUGGGGUCUUCCCGCCCUGCACGGCGAAUCCCUGGUGGCUACUGCCUGGGUCUCAGAGAGCUCUUCCACAUUACAGCCUCCUUUCUUCUUAUUCCAUGGAAUCUCACAUUUCUGCCUAGUUCAAGUGCAGGCUAUGAUAUCCCCACUGCUUUCCCAGGCCCAGCCACUGUCCCAUCCGGAGCCCCAAUCCAAGGCCUUGAUUCCAUUUAGGCCCCAAUUUCAGUCCUUGCCCGCGGCUCAGGCCCAAACCCAGGUGCAUCUCCAAUCCUCUUUCUCAAUCCUACCACCUCCCUCUCCACCCUGGUUUAAGGACUACGAUGUAUCUCAUCGUGUGUCUCAGAAUAAGCCACAAGCUCUGGUCCCAACGGAAACCCGACGCCCAGAGUGGCCCUUAUGGAGGAAGCAGAUAAAAAGUGGGGGAGCUUGGCCCUCUGGGGCCCAGAGAUCUCAGGACCUGUUCGGCGUCACACCUGACCUUUCCCAGGAGAGCUUGACCUCCAUUCUUCCCGAGGACUUUCCAAUCAUCUCUGAGCUCCGGAAGCAACUGGAGCAGCACGUCCAAAAGUGGCUCAUUCAACACCGCUGCGACCUGGGAAGGAUCCAAGGAUCUCUGGAAAAGAUGCAGCUCCAGGACACAUUCGCAGAGCCAUGUCAGGCAAAGGUCAAAGACAGACCCUUGCGGUCUUCUCUGUCUCGGGGUGAAAGCAGCAAGGAUGUACAGACGGUGAACUUCCAGCUAGAGAAGGACCCAGGCACAAAACUGGGGCACAUCCUGGGGAAAGCCCUGAAGGAUCUGUCCAGGGGCGUGGAAAGCUCCCCAGUGAAGGUUCUGGGACCGGACUCGGAAGAGUCCGAAAGGGACUUGGUGAGGCCCUCAAGGAGUGACUCCGGAGAGGAUUUACUGAGAAACAAAGAGAAGGCGCGUCUACAAAGCCUCCUGAAAGUCCAUUUGGGCUCGAAGGUGGGCCAGAUCAACCAGGGUUUGAUCCCUGUGAGAGUGUGUCGAUCCUGGCUUGCUGCCAACCAGGCUUUUUCCAAGUCUGACACUCACGUGGGGACUGGAAGCCUAGGACUCUCAAAAAGUGGGGAACCCUGUGUGAACACCUCCAGGGAGCUUCCCUUCCUCAAUCAGUGCACUCAGCAGAGGCUGGAAGCGCAUGUGGUAAGGUUCAGGGUGAGACACAGGUGGGACUUGCCCCUCAAGGUUCUCACGCCUGUAAAUCUCCUUCAGCUGGAAAAGGCUUCAUGCCCAUCCCUUCCGCGGUCAGCCUGCCGCGCCUCGGCCGGUUGUGAGUCUGGGGCCGGCUCCAAAGGGGAGGGUGCAAGGGUCCCGAGAGAAGCACCCGAA